This is a messenger RNA of Trichoderma gamsii, 1809 nucleotides long. RefSeq names its product UV-damage endonuclease. The record is from RefSeq and is a predicted model, not a curated record. The transcript has 2 exons. The coding region runs from base 1 to 1809 and encodes 602 amino acids. Gene Ontology annotation, cellular component: nucleus; mitochondrion. Gene Ontology annotation, molecular function: endonuclease activity. Gene Ontology annotation, biological process: nucleotide-excision repair; response to UV; mitochondrial DNA repair. Lineage: Eukaryota; Fungi; Ascomycota; Sordariomycetes; Hypocreales; Hypocreaceae.
AUGGCUCCCAAGCGGAAGAAAGUGGAGCCAGUUGUAGCAGAGCCACCUGCAGCCAAAGUCCGACGUAGUUCGAGAAAGAUCAAUGGAGUUAUCAACCAGCAGUUCGAUGACCUUCAUCAUCAAGACGAUGCACCGAAAGGAACUUUUGGCCUGGCGGGCGGCCCCAGUUUCUCGCCAGAAGCCUUCCAGCGGACAAUGAAAGAGCUUGGAGAGAUGGGGCUGAAACUUCAGAGUGCAGUAAAAAGACAACGAUUAGCUGUGGAAACCUCAGAUUUGUCCAAAUGCGAUCCUGAAAGGGUUCGAGAGGAAGCGACGAGGACCAGGCCGGCCUUGAAGAGGAGGGCAAAAGAGAGCCCCGAGGAAGCUACUGAACAAAAAGUUGUAGAGAAGCCCAAAGUCGUCGAACAGACGGAGACAGCUGAUACAUCUGAGGCAAAUGCAGAUGCGGAAACGAUCGAAAGGAGUGCCAGACGACCACCGCCUGUAAAUAGCGACGUCCUACCAUUGCCGUGGAAAGGACGUCUCGGUUAUGCUUGUCUGAAUACAUAUCUCAGAGCAGCUAACCCUCCAGUCUUUUCGUCUCGAACUUGCCGCAUUUCUUCAAUUAUCGAUCACAGAUAUCCCCUACAAGAUCCAACACAGCCUGAGCAUCCUACAAAAAACCGACCAGACAAGACAAAGCCGCCAGAUGUUCAGAGAGGGCUCAAAUUUGUACAGGAUCUGGGCCUUGCCAAUGCCAGAGACAUAGUCAAGAUGUUGAGAUGGAACGACAAAUACGGCAUAAAAUUUAUGCGGCUCAGCAGCGAAAUGUUUCCCUUUGCAAGCCACCAGGAACACGGCUAUAAACUCGCCCCAUUCGCUGCUGAUGUGCUGGCCGAGGCGGGCAAAGUGGCUGUUGAGCUAGGUCAUCGCCUUACAACACAUCCGGGACAGUAUACGCAAAUUGCCAGCCCCAGGAAAGAGGUUGUGACUGCUUCUUUCAGAGACCUCGAAUACCACGACGAGAUGCUAUCGCUGUUAACUUUGCCUGAGCAGAUGGACCGGGAUGCCGUCAUGAUUCUGCACAUGGGAGGCGUAUAUGGCGACAAGGCAGCGACUCUGGGUCGUUUCCGCGAAAACUACUCCAGGCUGACGGAAGGAGUGAAAAGGCGGCUGGUUCUGGAAAACGACGACGUUUCGUGGAGUGUUCAUGACCUUUUGCCGAUAUGUGAGGAGCUCAAUAUUCCUCUAGUCCUGGAUUAUCACCACCACAACAUCAUAUUUGACUCCAGUGUCCGUGAAGGCACUCUGGACAUUAUGAGCCUAUACGACCGCAUAGAAAAGACCUGGUCAAGAAAGAAUAUCAAGCAGAAAAUGCAUUAUAGCGAGCCGACAGCGGACGCUGUCACGCCACGAGAUCGGCGGAAACAUUCUGCACGCGUCAAGGUUCUCCCUCCAUGCAAACCAGAUAUGGACCUGAUGAUCGAGGCCAAAGACAAAGAGCAAGCCGUUUUUGAGCUCAUGAGGACGUUCAAGCUCCCUGGAUGGGACCUCUUUAACGACGUCGUCCCAUAUGAACGGGACGACGAAAUCAGUAAAGAGGCCAUUCGAGAAGCGAAAAGAGCGAUUAAAAAGAACAAAAAGAGCGACAAUGAUAAAGAAGAGAGAGAAUUAGACUCUCAAAGUACGAUAAGCCCAGAAGAUUUUGGCAUGGGAGGGCCGCAGAGCCGGGUAUAUUGGCCGUUGGGCAUGGAAGAAUGGCUACGCCCAAAGAAGCGGGAGGUCAGUAAGAAAGAGAAGGUGUCUGUAGAUGGCGAAGAGUAUACUUAA